This is a messenger RNA of Cannabis sativa, 637 nucleotides long. RefSeq lists its product as uncharacterized. The transcript has 4 exons. The coding region runs from base 178 to 477 and encodes 99 amino acids. NCBI's taxonomy places the organism in Eukaryota, Viridiplantae, Streptophyta, Magnoliopsida, Rosales, Cannabaceae. The record is from RefSeq and is a predicted model, not a curated record.
AAUACAAAGAAAAAUAGAAGGAUAAAAUAGUAAUUAUCGCAAUAUAUUAUCCUAUUGUGAGCGUCUUUGCAAACUCCUAUCCUACCAGUCCGGCCGGCUAGAGAGCUGCCUAGACUCCGUCGAGAGACAGUCCCACCCAAAUCACAAACUCUCUCAAGGAGGUAAGCAAAGAGGGAAAUGGAGAAGUAUUUUGGCAAUGCGUAUAGAGGUGACCCCGGUGUCCCGCAUGCUGAUCCAGACCGCUUCUGGAACAUAUGGAUUGGAUCAGCUACCUUUUCAGCUCUCACCUGGUUCAAUCCUUACAUGUGGCAACUCUCUAACCAGUUCAACUGGCACGACAAAGCCAUGUUGUUUGAACAAUAUCACUGGAAGAAAGCAAUGAAGAAAGGGCAGCCUUACAAGUUUAAGUGGAACGAGUACAUGGAUAAGGACCACAGAGAUUCUUAUUAUGCCAACUGGCCUGUUUAUUUCCCCUAGUUUUCUUUGUCUCUAUAUAUAUAGGCAUGAACUUCCAUCUUUUGGUCAUGAACUUUUAGACCAAUGAGAUUCUUAUGGCUUUUGUUAUGACUAUAUAUGUUAACUUUCUUGCGAAAGCAUUGAACUUUAAUAGCAUAAUCUUUACUUUGUCCCUUGAUAA